AAACUCAGCGCGCUAAACCUGAACAGCUUGACGCCAACAAGACUAUGGUGAGCGCGGCCUCGCGCUCUCUCUCUUUCUCUCUUUCCACUCAUGUUACAACUCAAAAAAAAAAAGAUAAGACUGUAGAGAAAAGUCCGGGGAUGAGACGCAUACGGCGUCCUCUUCAUUCAUUGAAACUGUUUCUAGAACUCCUGCGAGAAAAGAGGCGCAGACACUUGCGUUUAUGAAUGAAACUCUGAAGUCUAAAACGAGUCACCUUUGAACAAGACAUCUUUCAUAAAACUGGCUAUCAUAUGUUUGUCUUCAGUGUUUGUCUUAUCAGCUUAAUUCAAGUUGGUACUGACAACUUGUGAUAACUUUUGGCUUAAAGACAGGUCUUAAAAUGACCGUACCACAUCUGACAACUACUGGCGUGGAAGACAUGUCUUAAAAUGACCAUACCACAUCGAAUAGCCUCAGAAGUAAAGCCUUCCUUCGCAAAGCAUCUGCUGGAAAUGUGAAAAUCUCGGGAUAAAAAAAAUGAUUCUCGACCCAAAGGGAGUAGACAGAUCAGUGAGACUCCAAGGAAAUGAAUGCUGAAACUCAAGCAAGGAGCUAAAACUUUCAAACAGAGAUCUCCACCAUAUUAACGUCAGACCAUUGCUUAUGAAUGUAAAGAUAAACAUUUUCUUUGUUACUGGAGGUCUAUAAAUAACAUGGACAGUAGGCAGUGACAUCAACACAUUUUAUUUUGUCGUCAUGAGCCUCUUUCUGGAUUCCGCCGUCCUGUCUCGGGUGAUAGUAGAGACGCACCCAAACAACACGGGGGCCAUGUUUUCAGAAGACGUUAAAGACUACAAUGUGACCACCGUGUCCCAGGCCACGACUACAGCCACGUGGAUUAACGGAGACAUCUUCACCGCGUCACCACAGCAGCCCAUUCAGAUCAGUGAGUUCACGCAGAUGCUCACUUUCGUCUUUCUCGGGGUUCUGGGCAGUGCCCUGGCAGUUCUGGGUUUCCUGGGAAAUACGUUGUCAAUUAUAGUACUGCAGCAUCGCCAGAUGAGAUCCUCCACCUCCUACUACCUGCUGUCACUGGCCAUCUACGACAACUGCAUUCUACUGGGUAUGGUGGUGUACUUCUGUUUCCCGGCCAUGUCUCCGUACACUUCGUCCUUGGCAGACUACCAAUCCUUCUCGUCGCAGACUAUUGAAGGAGGAUAUCCUUUAUCUUUAACGGCCCAGAUGGGCUCCAUCUACACAUGUGUUGGAUUUACAGUAGAGAGAUUCAUCGCUGUGUGCCGGCCACUUCACGUGGCCAACACGUGCACCAGGUCAAGGACGCUGAGGGCUAUCGCCUUGAUCUUCCUGUGGUCGUUUAUAUACAAUAUACCUCGAUUUUUUCAUUAUCAAGUCAUCGAGAUACCCAUGUCUGUCUCCCAGGUGAAUUCCACCGUCUCGACAGAGCCUUACACCAUUCUAGACCUUUCACCAGCCUACACCAUCAGCAGCACGACCCACGCCUUUAACGUGUCCAGCCCGCAUACCGUAUUCACCACAGUGCUCAACUCCUAUGACACGACCACAGCUGACAUCAACAAAACGGCGGGUUCCGGCCGGAAAAUGUACACUUACAGGGAGACAGAGUUCGGCUCGGACCGCACCUUCCAGCACGUCUAUCUCAUCUACUCACAGCUGUUCUUCAUGUUCCUACUUCCGUUUAUUAUGAUUCUCGUCAUGAACAUCUGUCUGAUCAAGGCGGUUAAGAACUCAAAGUCCAUGCAGCAGUCCAUGUGCGCCUCGGCCAGAAAAGAACAUAACUUGACAGUCAUGCUGAUAGCGGUGAUUGUGGUGUUUCUGGUUUGUCAGUUCCCAUCAAUCAUAGACAAUAUCCUUGUGGCUGUAUUUGGGGAUGAAAAACUGAAAUCCUACAAUGCUUAUAUGUGUUUCUACACCCUGAGCACGUUUAUGGUGGAGAUUAACGCGGCCUCCAACUUCCUGCUCUACUGUUUCUUUGGCAAGAAGUUCCGCUUGAUGCUCCUCAACAUCCUGGGCCUGAAGAGAAAGAAGCGUCACAUCGCCUACAGGAGCACAGUCACCAAGACAAGAACCAGCGGCACUAGGAUCUACGAGAUGGAGGUCUCGGCCAUGUGAAGUACACAAUGCGACUGUACACAGUACACACAGCCACCUGCUGUACACAGUACACACAGCGACCCGCUGUAAAGAGACAUUUUCACCCGAGGCACGCAGUGUGUUGAUAGGAGCGGCAGAAAGUAUUUGAUUACAAACUUAUGAAUCAGUGGAUCUAAUCUCUACGUUCUGUGCAUGUGAAGGAUAUCCUCUGAAUAAUAAAUGUAUAUCUUCUUUCCAGAGAACAGAGAAUUGUUUGCUUAGAGACUAGAUAGAAGAUUUCAUCUCAUAAAAAAAGGUCUAUAAUGUGUUCUACCAAUAGAAUAAGUAAAUAAGUUCUGAAAAAAAAAAAACUAUACAUGGAUUAGAUUAUUUUUGUCAAAUGUAUUCACUCCAGUUGAUGGUUUUCUUGACUAUCUAUCUAUCUAUUCACUGAUAAUGUUCAAAACUCUCUAAUUACCGAUAAGGUUCUAAACUAUCUAAUUAUUGAAAAUAUUCCAGGCUAUCUAAUCACUGCUAAUAAUCUAGACCAGUGUUACCAAAACUGUAUCCUGUUCCUUAACGGAACGCCUCGCAUAUUCUGAGUAGUAGAAGGAAAACUUUGCUUAUUUUUUUUUUUGGAGAGGUGGUAGUUCAUGGGAACAUCUAUUCAGGCCUCGCGGAACACCAGAGUUCCGCGGAACACAAUUCGGGAAACACUGUCCUAGACCUAGACUAUAUUAACUGUUAUGUUCUAGACCAUCUACUCAGUGACAUGUUUCCAGCCUAUGCGUUCGCUGGUUACGUUUUACUUCACUGAUAACAUUUACUAGCAGUAUAUCAAAAAGUAUGUACACUUAUUUAGCCAAAAGAUAAAACGAAAUAAUUCAAUUAACCUAUUAUAACAACACAACUAGUAGACUCUAUAACAAUGAAUUAUAAACAUGCACGGACAACUAAACUGUACCAAAAGUUACAUUAGCUAACUAUGUCUCCGCAAUUUUUAAAAAAUCUGUUUUUUUACCAGCGUGCUCUGAAGUGUCGCUGUCUGAGAGACUUUUAGACUGAAUGCAUCAUUAGCCAGGCUAACUUUCAAGUGCAACAGACAAUGGCCACUCACAUUGGAUUGGAAAAUAAUUGCAGAGGCUAAGCGCGUGUGGAGGUAACGAAUGGUUCGUUGGGGACACGUCCCACUGAGACCAGUAUCAAUAGCAUAUGUGUGUGAGCAGUUCAUGGAAGGGCUCAAGUAGCAGACGUAAGACAUGCUCGUGUGAACAGAAGUGAGACAUCAACACUGCACGUUCACUGGAAUUCACUAUGUAGGGAAUUAGUGAAAUAUCUGUGUCGUUGGCUUGUAGCACCAAACUGCCGGUAGACAACUCAACCGUUGCAGGAGUAGUAUAGAUUAACUAAUACAAUUAUUAAAAUAAAUUUAAUUAAUAACUUCCAUGUGAACAAUACUAAAUAGAACCUUAUGGAAUCAAAUGAAAAAAUGUACUAGACUUAAGAAAUAAUAUUUGUUUAAAACUCUAACUCACUACAAAUAACACAACCUUUCAGUCUCACGUUCUGGAGUCGUCUCCUCUAAGACCAAAAGACGACAAUGCCAACCAUGUUGCAUCCUUCACAACCAAUCGCUAACCUCUUUCCACCGUCACCAUAGAAACACAACACACGCUCCAUAACAGUGCUUUUCAUUUGUAUGCUUUGUAAAAUGCCACUAUGACGCUGAACUGAACAAUGUUAGAGGCACACAUUGUAAACUCGAAAGUUGAGAACUAAUUGCAUUUAUUUUCAAUACUGGCUGAACAUGUGUGUACAAAUGUUGAAUUUCAAUAAUGAUAAAUAAAAACUUGUAACAAGUAGUGAGUUUGCGACAUUGACUUAAUGUAACAAGUAGUGAGUUUGCGACAUUGACCUAAUGUAACAAGUAGUGAGUUUGCGACAUUGACUUCAUGUAGCAAGUAGUGAGUUUGCGACAUUGACUUAAUGAUGUACUUGUAAUACCGUGCAUUGUGAUCUAGUCAAAAUGUUAAGAGUGAACAAGUUGUUAUAUAUAUAUGGGGGUAUUCAGACAGCCCCAGGUUGUGGCAUACACAGAGGAGAACUAUUCACUAAUAAAAAAAAAAAGAUCCGUCGAAGGAAGAGAUGGAGUAUAUUUAAAAUAGCUUUCAUUUCAAUAUAAGAAAUGCAGUACAUUGUAUCAUUACAAAGUUGUAGAGUUUGGUCAUCUCCAACACAGAAUUUUGCCAAGUCUUAAAAGGAGCGAUAAUCAUUUGUACAAAUUUCUUUCUAUAUUUGAAGGUUUGAGUGAUGUGUAUGAUAAAGAAAUCUCCUAGACUUCGGUCUCGGCCAGCACGUCACUCAGUCUACAGUGCUUGAUGAUCAGAGCUAAGCCUUUCUUUUCUGAUCUUACCUAGCGGCCUAGAAAUCUAAAAAGCCUUACUAAGGUUUCAUGUAGAUCUGUAUGCAUCAGUUGGACAAAGCUCAGUCCCAUGACUGUCAUAACAAGAUCCAUGACUACCGCUAUUGUGUAGAUCCGAAGUUCCUAACCAUUUUGUAAGCUUGUCUUUGCAGUCAGUAUCAGAAGGGCAAGAAUACAAACAAGGAACUCGCGGAAUUAUUCGCGGAAACUUUGAACAGUAACGGCCAGUUGUUACAUUGAAAACAAAGAUGACAAUGAAAUGUGUUUUGCUUUGCCAGCUGAUAAAACAAAUGGAGCAUGUUUGUGUUAAAACGUUCACAAACUAAUUAAAAAACAACAAAACAAAAACGUUUCUGCAAGUCAAUCUGGUAGCGGACCCACACUUUAUGUCCUAUGGACCACACUUUUUGUCCCAUGGACAACACUUUAUGUCCUCUUUACUUAGAUUUACAGUUUAUUGAAUGAGUCCGCUUCAUUUACGUUGAGACAAAAAGAAACAACUGUUGAACUUUUUUAAAUUACAGACUAAAACAAAAAAGUUGUUUGAACCCACGUAACUAGUUUUGGUGUGUCAAGAGACAAACUAGACUCGAAAGCUCGGGAGCUGAGCGAAUUCAAAUUUCAUUUCAAUGCAAUAUGUACGGCCUCAGCUGUGAAAUCUUGUUGAAACUGAAGUGUCCAAGUUUAUUGAGAACAGAGCUUUCAGUCAAGUAUUGAUUCGUUUUCUUGACAACAUGUGAGACUUGAUGUUAGUUAAAGUUGUAUAGAACUUACACAAUUUCGAGUAGAACUCAUUCGACACUCAGAUCUACAUGCUAUGAUAGUAACACAGUUGAGCAGCACACGUUCAGUCUAGGUAAAGACAGAAUAGAUCUUUGAAGAAUAGAAUUCAAAGUCAUGUCAAGACAACAAUAUUCAAUGGGAAGCGUGGCCGAGAGCUUGAACUUGGCUUGGCUACCUAUGAAGGGGACUCGAGGCUCGACACCCGACUCAGGCAGAGUUGUAUUUACUGAGCGCCUAAAGGCAGCACGGAAAACCUUCUCUCAGAUACCCCUCUCCCCCCCCCCCCCAACUGGUCAAAAAAAAUUGAUUGGACCAAAGCGCUCUGAGUAUGCUAUAAGCAUGAAAGUAGCGCUAUUUAAAAGCUAUAAUUAUUAUAAUGUCCUGUUAAGACAAGAAUAUUCCAUGUCCUGUUAAGACAAGAAUAUUUAAUGUCUUGCCAAAGGACGAAUAUAUAAUGUCAUAUAUAAUGUCAUCACGACAGCACGAAUGUGCUGCCCCUAAUCCAAGCCAAUAAAGCCAUCUUGAUGUCUGGAUUUCUAAUUUCAUUAAAACGGUUUAUAAAAUACACAAAUUAAAAUGUCAACAAAUUUCAACAAAAUGUAGACAAUUUUAAACAAUUUAAAUUGAUUCACCAAUAAUGAUUAUAUAUAUAAUGUACUGAGUUUAUUUCAGUUCAGUUACUAUGUCUAUCUGCGUGGAUUAUAUUUGCGUAGGCUGCAUAUGUCUCUAUUUUUAAAAAGAUGAGAUGAGUUUAUCAAUGAUGAGAUGAACAACGCACUGGCAAUGUCCACUUUGUAUUUAUUGUCAUAUUUGUGUGUAUAACAUUGAAAAAUGAAAUCAAUAAGACAAGCUCUACUUUGUAUCAUAGAACCAUAGUUGGUUGUAAAUAAUGCAUUUCAUGUACCGAGAAGUGUUUUCUGCAUUUACUUUUUGUUCCAAUAAUAAUUCAUUACAGCCAUGCGGGGCAUAAUUUGAAAGUACAUGUCCUAAAUGGCAGGGUUGGUUAGUUGUAUAUUGUUUUUCUAAAAUGACACUUUCAAAAACUAUUUGGCCAUACACCAUUUGUUUAGUCGAGAUAAAGUUUAGUCAAAUAAAGUCUAGAAAGUAUGCAGACAAAUUAGAAACUCUUAUAGAGCGAACUGAUUUCACGGAAUAGAAAACUGUUGAAAGCAACGUCUACAAGAGCGCUUCAGACUAUUCAAAUGUAAAUAAAUGUCACAUCUUAAAACCACUAUGUAGUGGAGUAGCUAAUGCUAUCCUGUAUAUGCACUUUUAUAUUGCUAUUGUGUUUUUCUAAACUAUUGUUCAACAUACACUUGAAAUUACUGUCAUUAAUUUGUUUUUCAGAAAUAUGACUUGCUGUACAUGUUUCUUGGUUGGAAAACAGAUCACUGCAGUGGCAUUGUGUACGUCAUUUUAAAUACCAGCGUUUGUUUUUUUCCUUUUUCUUGGAUUUCUUUUUCUUGUUUAUGUCUUGAAUAAUCUUGUUAUAUUACCUUGUAUUGACAUAUUAAAUUGUUUCCUAUGUAUCGA
Molecule: messenger RNA, 6832 nt
Organism: Biomphalaria glabrata
Lineage: Eukaryota; Metazoa; Mollusca; Gastropoda; Planorbidae
Product: FMRFamide receptor-like
Exons: 3
Coding region: 739-2133 (464 amino acids)
Biological process (GO): G protein-coupled receptor signaling pathway
Cellular component (GO): membrane
Molecular function (GO): G protein-coupled receptor activity
Source: RefSeq, a predicted model, not a curated record